AGAGGCAAACCCAUUGAUUGACAGAAACACAUAUCCUGCUGGAGACACCUUGCAAGGUAAAGACAAACACAGCUGAACAGUCCGAAGGAUCCGGAGACAUGCACUUAGCCAAGCAAUGCCAUCCUCCUUCCGACUGUCAUCAUGAUGGGUUCCUUGCACUCGCCUCGGGCAUAUGGUAGGAGAAAAUUAACAGCAUGUUGUGGUUAUGGAAAUUAGCUCUGGAAAGAUGACAAACAUUGUGCGUGCCAAGAUUUAUGCCCUGAUGUUGCACAAACUACUUCAGAUGCACAUCCUGCGCUACUGAAUGAGAGCACCGAAACCGAAACCGAGCCCGAGCCCGAAACUGGAGCAACGCCACAACACAUGGCCGGUGCCUGUGUUGACAGCCAGGACAAUGGAAGGGAACUGUGUGGACAAGCCCUCCGGCUAAUUGUUUUCCAGAUACUACAUACACCACCGAUGCACCGGCAACGCCCCCAAAAUGUCGGAUACGCAAUGGAAGAGAGCGAAAGGCAAGACACAUCGGCCAAUGGUAGAUCCGAGGCUAUAAUUAGGCGCAGUCGGAAAGAGAGCAAAGAUCUUGCUGACAUAUGUUUCGUAUUCUUAAGAUCUUGGGAUCGUUGGAUCGUUGGAUCGUUCAGCGAGGCCACGCAAGGCGAGCGCACACUCUUUCGAUUUUGAGGCUAAUUUCAGUGGGCACACGACUUUGGCACGGUUUAGUAUCGUCGCGACAAUUAUCGUAAUUAACUCGUUUAUGUGUUGUGUGCUAAUCCAAUUACCAAGUUCGCGCAGGAUGCCCCCAAUCUUGGCGAGCGCAAAUAAAGGAAAUUAAUUCAAUCAUCGUUCAAUUGGCUCUGACAAAUGAAGAAUUCAAUUUGACUCUCAAAUUCAAUUGAAUGACCCCCAAUCUCGAUACGCGAUUAGUCGAAAGUAUUUCUGCACAUUGAUUGAAAAGUGAAAGUCGAAAAGAAAAGUGAAAGUGAGCCAUGCUGAACUAUCAGCCACAGUUACACUCUCUGCCCGUCGGCAAUGCCAGCAAUUUCUACUACGGCCCGACGGGAUCACAUCCCCUAGCAGCCGCCGGCGAGUCCUAUCCAUCGCAUCCGUCGCACAAUCUCGAUGCCGAGCAAAAACUACACGAUCGCGACGGCACUGCCAGGGACCUGGAAAAAAUGCAUCGCUUCUCGGUGGACAAUCUCAUCGAACUGAAGCACGAUGUCUAUGCCAAGGGCAAGCUUUCCAUGGAAAUCAGUAACAAUUAUGGCGGCGGUGGCGGUCCCAGUGGCUGCACCAGCAAUCUCUCGACGGGACACUCGAGGAAACCGCGACGGAAUCGCACAACCUUCAGCUCCGCCCAGCUGACGGCCCUGGAGAAGGUGUUCGAGAGAACCCACUAUCCGGAUGCGUUUGUACGCGAAGAGCUGGCCACCAAGGUGCAUUUAAGCGAGGCACGAGUGCAGGUUUGGUUUCAGAAUCGCCGUGCAAAGUUUCGCCGCAACGAACGAAGCGUGGGCGCCCGUCCACUGCUGGACACCGCAUCCCAACUGGUGCCAGCGCCCCUCAGCAAUACCAUGCACAAAUAUGCAAACAUGAGCCACCCACCGCCACCGCCCCCGCCCGGGGCAUAUGCCCUGAACUUUGCACCGCUAGAGCUGCGCUCUUGCCAGAACUACACGAACUGCUAUGCGGGAUUCGGGACGAAUCCCUCCAACGGCAACGGCAUGUGCUCCUUCUUUGGGGCCACCAACUAUUGUGUGGCAGCCAACUAUGCCAAGAAUGCUUAUCCGCCGCUUUGAUGACAGCAACGACGAUGCCCACCACGGCGAUGGCGAUGGCGAUGGCGAUGAGGACCGCAAUCUUUUAAUGGGCCCCGUGGGGUUACUACGUCCACUCACAUGUGUGUAUUUCAAUUAGCUAAAUUGUAUUAAAGUUGAAAAAUGUAUUACAAAUUAACAUACAUAUUUACCUACCUGACUAAUAUUUAUAUUUCUACGAUACUAAAUGAGAUGUGACAAACUGAAGAGAACUAAAAUAUAU
Drosophila miranda is the source of this 2037-nucleotide messenger RNA. Its product is annotated as paired mesoderm homeobox protein 2. Gene Ontology annotation, molecular function: DNA-binding transcription factor activity, RNA polymerase II-specific; RNA polymerase II transcription regulatory region sequence-specific DNA binding. The coding region runs from base 987 to 1796 and encodes 269 amino acids. The transcript is spliced from 4 exons. Gene Ontology annotation, biological process: regulation of transcription by RNA polymerase II. Lineage: Eukaryota; Metazoa; Arthropoda; Insecta; Diptera; Drosophilidae. The record is from RefSeq and is a predicted model, not a curated record.